Molecule: messenger RNA, 1060 nt
Organism: Pollicipes pollicipes
Lineage: Eukaryota; Metazoa; Arthropoda; Thecostraca; Pollicipedomorpha; Pollicipedidae
Product: 39S ribosomal protein L10, mitochondrial
Exons: 5
Coding region: 141-878 (245 amino acids)
Source: RefSeq, a predicted model, not a curated record
ACAUGCGAGAGGCGUAAAUGGUUUGGAUUUCGAUGGGUGGAUCGUUUAAGUGAAUGGGACGAUUGCAUGGUCUUUGAUAGGUCAUAAAGAUGUACCUGUAGACACUUGUUGUGUCGUGUUCUUCCGUGUUUUUCCAGAAGAUGUCUGUCCCUUCUGUCACUACGCUGCGAGGGCUGGUAACCCGUGGUCCGCUGCUGACCUGCGUGCGGCACAAGGCGCGCAUCAACAUCCAGAGGCCCAAGCUGCCGCACUGGGAGAAGGCGCGCUUCCAGAGGCUGACGGUGCCGCAGCUGCCCCAGACGGCAGACCUGCUCAGCGAGGACGCCGGCUGCUACCAUGCCGUCGAGCGGCGCCCCGAGAGAGAGGAGAAUCCUCUGGAGGUUAUCCUUGGGAAGAUGGUUCGGGAAACAUGUGAAAAGUCCGAACUUAUCGUCUUCUUCCACAGGAAUAGCAUUACCAUGAGCGAGGUUCAUAAGAUGUGGCAGAUGCUGAAGCGGGCCGGCUUCACCUACCACAAGCUCUUCAGCAACACGAUCGCUGCUCACGCGUUCGGCGGCACGUCUCUGGCACCGGUGCUGCAACUGUGUCGGUCGCACACGUCGCUGGUGACGUGUCCCGAGCCGCGGGUGGCGCAGCUGCUCCGGCUGCGGAAGAAGCUGCCGCAACUGGUUAUGAUCGGCGGCGUGGUGUCGGGGCGGUUCAUGAGCGUGGCCGAUCUGGAGCGGUACGGCCAGCUGCCGGGCCGGCCGGCGCUGCUGGCCCAGCUCAGCGGCCUGCUGGCCGGGCCGGCGGCCGCCACCAGCGCCGCCCUCAACCACCACCAGGCGGCGCUGGUGCGCAGUCUGGCCGCUCUCAGCGAGAGCCAGGAGCAGCCCUGACCAGACCAGGCGUGAUGGCAGGGUGCUGCGCCUCGGCGGCCCGGUCCGGCACGUCGGCCGCCUGUGGUGGACAGUAUGCGUGUGUGUGUGUGUCUUCUCAGUGUAGAAUGGAGGUUUUGGCAAGGGUAGUCCUUGGUGUACUGAGCGUUCAGGAUAUUGAAUACACAUGGUCCGUAUGUUGA